CUACUAGUGACCGACUCGGAAGCAAACAGUUCAUCCCGUUCGUUCCCUCGUGGCCUGAGCUACCAAUUCACCCUCAUUUGUUAUUUAUUCGAAUAGCCUGCCGGUCUUCCUUUGAUAUUUCUACUUUCCUCAUCCCUUCCCGAAAUUGCUUGCCCCCAGAAGCACGCAUUUGCGCCAUGUCUUCCCUACCUCCGGUCUACAUUGUCUCCGCCGCCCGCACUCCAGUGGGCUCUUUCCUGGGAUCUCUCUCGAGCCAGACUGCUCCGCAGCUGGGUUCCCAUGCGAUCAAAGCUGCUCUUAACAAAGUCGACGGCAUCAAGCCUUCCGAUGUACAAGAGGUUUUCUUCGGCAACGUUCUUUCUGCAAAUGUCGGACAGAACCCCGCCAGACAAUGCGCUCUUGGCGCCGGACUUGACGAGUCAACCGUUUGCACCACUGUUAACAAGGUCUGUGCCUCGGGUUUGAAGGCGGUCAUUUUGGGCGCUCAGACCAUCAUGACUGGUAAUGCAGACAUCGUUGUGGCCGGCGGUACUGAGUCCAUGUCCAAUGCCCCACAUUACCUUCCAAACCUCCGCAAUGGCGCAAAGUAUGGCCACCAGAGCCUGGUGGAUGGGAUCAUGAAAGAUGGCCUGACAGAUGCGGGAAAGCAGGAGCUUAUGGGUUUGCAGGCUGAGGAGUGUGCCCAGGAUCAUGAAUUCACUCGGGAACAGCAGGACGAUUAUGCUAUUCGGACCUACGAAAAGGCCCAAGCUGCCCAGAAGGCCGGCCUUUUCGACGAAGAGAUUGCACCUGUUGAACUACCCGGCUUCAGGGGUAAACCAGGUGUCACCGUGUCUCAAGAUGAUGAGCCCAAGAAUCUCAACCCUGAUAAGCUUCGAAGCAUCAAGCCCGCUUUCAUUCCUGGCUCUGGAACUGUGACGGCCCCCAACUCCUCUCCUCUCAACGACGGGGCUGCCGCUGUUAUCUUGGUUUCCGAGGCCAAGGUUAAAGAGCUGAACCUCAAGCCUGUUGCAAAGAUUCUCGGUUGGGGAGAUGCUGCACACCAACCCAGCAAGUUCACGACUGCUCCUGCGCUGGCGAUUCCCAAGGCGCUUAAGCAUGCGGGUGUCACUCAGGACUCCAUCGAUGCAUUUGAGAUCAACGAGGCCUUUAGCGUUGUUGCUCUCGCGAACAUGAAGCUCCUCAACCUACCUGAAGAAAAGGUCAACCUUCAUGGUGGUGCUGUGGCUAUUGGUCACCCUAUUGGUGCCAGUGGUGCUAGAAUCUUGACUACUUUGCUCGGAGUCCUCAAGGCAAAGAAGGGCAAGCUCGGCUGUGUCGGAAUUUGCAACGGUGGUGGUGGUGCUAGUGCCAUGGUAGUGGAAUCCCUCGUCUAAAUUAGGAAUCAUUCCACCUGGAGGAUUAAAUCCUGCUGUCGCGAAAUAUGAGGACAGCAAAUUGAUCUAAUACCCUUGCCGAUGCUCUGAGGCCGGGCACCAUGUCUUGGGUCGGGGUGAGUGGAGUGGGUCUUCGACUCUGAUGAAAUGCAAUAUAAUAAAUACAUGAGUGAAUUUACUCCUUUCUCGGAUAUACAGUCUUAUCCUGUUUAUCUUGGCGCAAGUACGUCAAUCAACAUACUAGUACGGAAGUUCCGUCACUAGCAGUGUAAGAUAUAAUCAUAACCUUGUAACAUUCUGUCUCAAUACUACUAGUAAGAUAUUGAGGUCUGAUG
Aspergillus welwitschiae is the source of this 1711-nucleotide messenger RNA. RefSeq names its product acetyl-CoA C-acetyltransferase (gene erg10B). The coding region runs from base 177 to 1376 and encodes 399 amino acids. The transcript has 5 exons. Gene Ontology annotation, molecular function: acetyl-CoA C-acetyltransferase activity. The record is from RefSeq and is a predicted model, not a curated record. Gene Ontology annotation, biological process: ergosterol biosynthetic process; fatty acid beta-oxidation. Lineage: Eukaryota; Fungi; Ascomycota; Eurotiomycetes; Eurotiales; Aspergillaceae.